Molecule: messenger RNA, 1629 nt
Organism: Ostertagia ostertagi
Lineage: Eukaryota; Metazoa; Nematoda; Chromadorea; Rhabditida; Trichostrongylidae
Source: the annotation of a GenBank genome assembly
GGUGGUUCAAAUACGCCUGGUAUUUAUAGUGCCGGCGACGAAGAUAUCGAACUGGUUCCAUUGGAUGAAUUCUAUGCUCAUGCUCCUGAGGGAGUAUCUCGACCAGAGGUGACCAAAACGAAUGAGCACGAGCAGCGAUUAGCAAGGUUGACGUGGGAAAUAGCACAACGGAAAGCAUUGGUUGAUACAUUAACUGAACAAGAAGGUCGUCGGAAUGUUCUUAUCAGCAGUAUCAAUGGCAAGGAGCAACGAUUGAAGAGCCUUCGAUCGAAAAUCUCUUUAUUAAUAACAGCUGCCAAGCCUGUUCAAGAGGCGCUUGGAGUUGGAAAUGCUUCGGCCUCAUCUGCAGAACAGCGAGCUCUGUUUUCCUUGCUGCCGCAUGACUUAUCGGUCUUAUACGUGCAGGCUGAGGCCUAUAGGGAUAUCAUGGAAGAUACGAGCUUACAAGUAGUAAUUCGUGGAGAUGCAAAUGAGGCACUGCGGCUGAAUCGCCGACAAAAAGAGGAGGCUGAGGAGAAGGAAAGGAGCGACGAUGAAGAAACAAGUGAUAAUGAUGAGCGACACAGUGUUGUGUCAGAUCGACUGGAGUUGAACAAGAAGGCAGUUACCCAGCCACAUCCCAUUUAUCUGAAGAUUGAUAUAGGAUGUCAAGAUGAUGUUAAAGUUGCUUUGAAACUGUUUCAUCUACCGGAGUUGAGGGUUACGUGCAUGAAGUACAAAAUCACUGGGAAAUUGCCAACACAUGGUGGUGUCUCCGCUCAUGAAAACUUACUCGAUUCUUUGUUUCCUGGUGACGAUGGAAUGGAGUGCCCAAAUCCUGUAGGAGCAGCGAAGCUAGCUCAACUCAAGAUCGGAGUGGAUUCGUUUGCUAGUAAAUAUGGCCGACCAUAUCGGUUCGUGCAGGCGUUGACAGGAUCGGCAUCGUUGACUGGCGGAGAUUCGCCAUCAAAAAUCGACACUACAGGCAUACAACUGGCUGAUGUACUACACGAUGUUGUAAAAGCCAUCCGCGAUCGUGUAUGGGCCCGUGUGAAACUCGUCCGUCAACUAGUCGCUUUAGAAUCUUCACCAAUGGAUGCCAUACGGUUAUUUGACAUCCCAUUGAAGAUGGUCACACAGAUCACCUCCUUUAAAAUGAUUGAUGAAGAGACGUUCAUGUCAUCUGUGACGCCAGAGCUGAGGAUUUUAGCCUCACGCGAGAAGGGAGCGUUCUUUUUCAUGGCUGCUUUGUUGAAUAAACUGUCUGAUCUCAAAAUUAAUGCCUACAUCAUGUUACCGGUGGACUAUCCUAAGCAGUUACCACUCUUUGGUAUUGUGUUCAUUAAAAAUGAGACUAAAGAAUCUCCGCAGCAGACGUUUUGUCCUACCGAUUGUUACAUUGUGAAGUCUCUGGAAAAGUACAUUAACGUGGAUUGCAUUACGGAAGAACACGUCGACUUGGAUUCUAUAUUGACGCGACAGUUGGCAUAUUUAGCGAGUAGAUGUGAUGUGGUUGCUGAUCUUGUCCCACAGUUCCAAUCCGGCAGUAACACUCAACGACAGCAUCUGUAUAGUAGAAUGUCACGAGGACGUGAUGAUGAUCUCCCGUUUGGGUAUUCACCUGCAACAAACGCUUUCGCGUUUCAAUAG